This is a messenger RNA of Epinephelus moara (kelp grouper), 1731 nucleotides long. It is a transcript of the gene arl3b, whose product is annotated as ADP ribosylation factor like GTPase 3b. The transcript is spliced from 6 exons. NCBI's taxonomy places the organism in Eukaryota, Metazoa, Chordata, Actinopteri, Perciformes, Serranidae. Gene Ontology annotation, molecular function: GTPase activity; GTP binding. Gene Ontology annotation, cellular component: cytoplasm; microtubule cytoskeleton. Bases 147 to 695 code for a protein of 182 amino acids. The record is from RefSeq and is a predicted model, not a curated record. Gene Ontology annotation, biological process: cilium assembly.
UGACAUAUUUAGCUGUUAGCAGCUAAGUUAGCUAGCCACUCGCCCGCCAUGUUUGGGGCUGUCCUCGAGCUGCGUACGUAACCUUGCGUCUGACGUCACCCCCCUUAGUAACCCUCUGCGGCGUCUCCAGGAGAGAAGGCAACAAGAUGGGAUUGCUGUCCAUCCUGCGCAAGCUAAAGAGCACACCAGACCAGGAGGUGAGGAUACUGCUGCUGGGUCUGGACAACGGCGGGAAGACCACCCUGCUCAAACAGCUGGCAUCUGAGGACAUCAGCCACAUCACCCCCACACAGGGAUUCAACAUCAAGAGCGUCCAGUCUCAGGGUUUUAAACUGAAUGUUUGGGACAUUGGGGGUCAGAGGAAGAUCAGGCCAUACUGGAGAAACUAUUUUGAAAACACUGACGUGCUGAUUUAUGUCAUUGACAGCGCUGACAGAAAGAGAUUCGAGGAGACGGGACAGGAACUGGCUGAGUUAUUGGACGAAGAGAAGUUGAGCGGCGUUCCGGUGCUGAUCUUUGCAAACAAGCAGGACCUGCUGACGGCUGCCCCGGCCUCCGAGAUCGCGGAGGGUCUCAAUCUGCACACCAUCCGGGAUCGCAUGUGGCAGAUCCAGUCCUGCUCCGCCCUCACUGGUGAGGGGAUUCAGGAGGGCAUGAAUUGGGUCUGCAAGAGCGUGAACUCCAAGAAAAAAUAGCUCCGCUUCUAGUCUUCUGCUUCUCAGGAGGAACAGCAGCAGCAACACAUACACUGACACACAUCGCAGCCUCCUGAGCCUUAGUACGAUGGGAUAUACCUGUGAAUGUAAACACACUACUAAUCCAACAUGGACCUGGAGUUUUUAACCCCCGCAUUCCUGUAUCGCUGAUGUCUACUAACCUCGACACAUCUUCCCACAAAGAGAGAGGGGGGGCGGUUUGACUUGAAAGGAAACAACAUGUCAGGAAAUCGACCUCCUCUGCCCAGACUACCCACGUCACAGCCACCGUCCCAGCCAAUCCACAGCUGCCAUCCACAGCCUGUCACAACCUCAAACAUUCCCAUUAAAACUGCUGUCUUUCAUUGGAAUUCCAGCUUGUUCUUUAAACUCUUUCACACACUGUCCUGGAAACCAGCCCCCCCCCCCCCCCCCCCCCCCCCAAACCUCUCCUCCAUCUUUCCCUCCAUCUUUUUCUCACAGGUUGAUAUGUGUUGUUGUUUUUUAUCAUUCCAUGAUGGCUGUACGCUCUUUUUCCUGCUAUGGCUCUGUUUGAAGUGAGGUAUAUUUUUGUAAUUGUUUUAUUUAUGGUGAAGUAGAGAGUAGAGUGCUUUCAAACAACAACCGGCGUGAUGUGUGUGUGAUUCAAAGGAUGUUGGAGAAACGGUUUCCAGCUCUCCCCACUAAAGAAGAUUACUGUACAUGUUAAUAUGUAUAAAAAAGAAAGAUGAAGUGGUGAAGAGGAACUACAAUUUUUGGAUCCAGUGUAAAUAGCUCGGCCCUGCGGUCACACGUUAUGUCCUGCACAUGUUAUAGAGUACACGUUACCCUGCUGUAGCCUAUAACGUCUGCGUAUCUAACGUGUGUAGAUUUUUAUCAGAGGUAUACGUACUGUACAUCCCAAUGCAUUUCUCUGUGCUUGUUGGGUUUGUGAGGGAAUUCACUCUUUUGGCAUUUCCUUUUGAUAUUCUUGAAUGUAAUCUGUCCAGAAUUGAAGGUACUGUAUGUGAAUAAAAAAAGACGAGAAAUUCAGAAA